UGAUACUUUCUAAUAGCCUCCGUUUGGCCUGUUUUGACAGAAUGGUAACUACGGAACCCUACACUGAGCAUGGCCCGACCUGCUCUUGGCUAAUUUUUUUUUUUUACUCAUCAAGCUAUAUUAAUGAAUAUCUAAAUUGUCCUCAAACGACCUUUGCGAUAUCUAUGCAAUUAAAUACAUUCAUUAAAGUGUCAACAUUCGCAUGCAACUCUCGUCAAAAUGUUGUUAUUAUUGUCGUUGUGCGCAUUUAUUUUAUAUUUAAUAUUGUCUUGGAUAUAUUUCUGGCGUGACGCGAGAAAGUACAAUGUUCCCGGUCCUACGCCUUACCCUAUCAUUGGGAAUGGAAAUCUGUUGUUGUGCGAUUCUAAUAAAAUGUUGGAAGUUUUAAACGAUCUGGCUAUACAAUAUAAAGAUGCAUAUCGUAUAUAUAUCAUGUCCGAUAGAUACUACGUGUUAUCGCAUCCCAAGUACAUUGAGGAACUAAUAUCAAGCACGGAGAAUAUUACCAAAGGAAUAUCUUAUAACUACUUUCGGCCGUGGUUAGGAGACGGACUUUUAACAUCCACAGGUGAAAAAUGGCGAAGUCACCGCAAGUUCUUAACGCCGGCGUUCCACUACAACAUCCUGCACGCGUAUCUGCCCGUAUUCCUGAGAAACGGGACAGUGUUGUGCGACAAACUUAAACGCCGCGCCGACGGGACGCCGAUCGAACUCUUCCCAGUCAUGGCCAUAGCUGCUUUGGAUAAUAUUACAGAGACAAUUAUGGGCGUGACAUUGCAUGCGCAACAAAAAGGCUCAAAAUUUGUGAAGACAAUUGACAUAGCAAGCACAAUUCUAUCUAAAAGAAUGCGUGACGUGUUUCUGGGCAACGAUAUUAUAUUUUCACUGACACCAUACAAAAGGAGACUUGAAGAAGCGAUAGAGUACAUACACGGACACACUCGAGAAGUUAUAGAAGCGAGAAGAAAGGAAUUGAACAAUAUAAAGGCAAAAAAAUUGGUUGAUAGUUCAGAACUGGGAAUGAAAAACAGACACGCCUUUCUAGACCUACUGCUAUUGGCCGAAGUGGACGGCAAAUGCAUAAGCGACGAGCGCGUGCGAGACGAAGUGAUUACUUUUAUGUUCGCAGGUCACGACACCACAGCUUCAGCUUUGACAUAUGUCUUAUAUUGUAUAGCGAAAUAUCCAGAUGUGCAGCGAAAGAUUUUAGAAGAACAGAAUGAAGUUUUAGGCGAUCUUAAAAGAGACCCCACUUACAGUGAACUUCAAAGGAUGAAAUAUCUAGAAUGCGUGAUAAAAGAAAGCCUUCGACUCUACCCAGCCGUGCCCCUAUUCCAAAGAAUGGUCACUAAGGACAUUGAGAUGUCAGGUAUACGUUUCCCAAAGAACACAACGGUGAUAAUCAACGUGUACAGUAUGCACAGAAACCCGGACGUGUUCGAAGAUCCUUUGGAAUUCCGUCCGGAACGUUUCGAGAAUUCGAGUAUGAGGAACGCUUUUAGUUGGAUUGCUUUUAGCGCCGGUCCGAGGAAUUGUAUUGGUCAAAAAUUCGUCAUGUUGGAAUUGAAAAUGACCUUGGCGGCCAUCUUGAGGAACUUUGAGCUGUCACCGUGCGGGAGCCCCGAGCCGUGCGGGGACCUCGUACUGAGGUCCAAGAGCGGGGUGUACGUCAAAAUGUUACCGAGAUUGUAAAAAAACUAAUAAUUGUCAAUUCUUUUAAAGUAAAAGUUCUAAAAAGCUCGUUUUUUAAAUUUCUUUAUACUACGUCGGUGUCAAACAAGCAUACGGCCCGCCUGAUGGUGAGCAGUCUCCGUAGUCUAUGUACGCCUGCAACUCCAAAGGAGUUACAUGCGCGUUGCCGACC
Molecule: messenger RNA, 1864 nt
Organism: Cydia pomonella (codling moth)
Lineage: Eukaryota; Metazoa; Arthropoda; Insecta; Lepidoptera; Tortricidae
Product: cytochrome P450 4d2-like
Exons: 11
Coding region: 220-1692 (490 amino acids)
Molecular function (GO): monooxygenase activity; heme binding; iron ion binding
Source: RefSeq, a predicted model, not a curated record